Molecule: messenger RNA, 6591 nt
Organism: Aspergillus nomiae NRRL 13137
Lineage: Eukaryota; Fungi; Ascomycota; Eurotiomycetes; Eurotiales; Aspergillaceae
Exons: 11
Coding region: 1-6591 (2196 amino acids)
Biological process (GO): protein polyubiquitination; DNA damage response
Cellular component (GO): nucleus
Molecular function (GO): ATP-dependent chromatin remodeler activity; ATP binding; ubiquitin protein ligase activity
Source: RefSeq, a predicted model, not a curated record
AUGGCACCACAAAAAUCCGUCACCGAGGUGCCGCGGUCCAUACUCCCUCGCUUGACAUGGAACGGCUCCUCUGCUCGGACUACUCUUCCUCCCCAGAGCAACAUUCUAUCAGCAAGGCAGCAACAGAAAACGCUACGCAUACAUAGCCGGAACUCUGCUGGGCGACGACUGCAUACUUUGACAUUUUCUCCUCACUCUUCUACAUCCGUCUCCGCAAUAGUCGGAGAGCCGACCUUAUCAUCGAUAUCUAGACGAUUACCAAGUUCAACGAGCCCAUCAAUCAGUCGACCAGCGCCCACUGGUAAUCCUAUCCGAUAUAAUGGUGUUUACGUCGCUGCAUUCAAACCAGCUCGGCGCGCUUUCCAUGCCUCCGCCCCCCAACAAAGAGACCACCAUUUCGAUACGUUAAAGUUCGUUCAGCGGUUGAAAGAGGAAGGUUUCAGCGAGGAACAGGCUGUCGCGAUGAUGCGAGUCCUGAAUGAUGUUAUCCAAGAGUCUAUUCAGAAUCUAACCCGGACAAUGGUCCUCAGAGAAGACACCGAAAGAUCGACGUAUACUCAGAAAGUCGAUUUCGCCAAACUCCGCUCCGAACUACUCAACGCAGAUUCAACCGAAGCGCAACUAACACGUUCGUCGCAUGAGAAGAUUGCUGCAGAUCUAGCUAAGCUCAAUUCACGACUUCGGGAUGAGAUUGGGCGCACACAGGCAUCCGUUCGUCUGGAUCUGAACCUUGAAAAAGGUCGUAUUCGAGAAGAAGCAAAUAGCCAAGAAAUGCGAAUAAAAGAGACGGAAACUCGAAUAGAGCAAGAGGUGGCGGGUUUGAGAGAACGCGUAGAGGCCGUGAAGUUCUCUACACUACAGUGGCUGAUGGGUGUUUGCACCGGUACCGCCGCUUUGAUUCUCGGUGCCUGGCGUCUCUUUAUUUACGUCGUGGCUAUGUUUCUUCGCACAGUUUUAUGGCUUUGUUUUCUCUUAGCUGCUCCUUCUAAGGGCACGUUAGAUGUAUUUCAAGUUUAUCAGCCUGUUCCAUACGGGGGAGAGGACAGCUCGCAUUGUAACCAAAAUGUACUGCUCAUGGAGCAUGUAUUUGCCUCGAGCUAUGGCCACCCGUUUAUAGGAUACUACAGUCCACCCAAAUGUGAAUUCGACACAGUUAAGAUUAAUCUCACGGUUACCUCCCAAGGCCGCCAAUUUGAUCGAUUAGCACUUCUGUUUCUCGGAGAUACGGAGGUAUUCCGUACUUCGACAGCAGAACCUACGGCCGAUGGAAUUGUCUGGACCUAUAUAAAGGAUAUGUCGCAAUAUAACGCACUAUGGCAGACACGACAAAAGCUGAUUUUCGACCUUGGAAACGUUAUAAAUGAUAAAUAUACCGGCCCUUUCAGUGUGACUCUGACAGCAUAUUUCUCCCGUGAGGGUCAUGUCAGGACCGCAGACGUAAUUCUCCCAAUAUCGAACAAGAAGUCAGCCUCCAACUCGUCAAGUGCCUUUACUGUUCCUGGAGAUAAUACAAAGACACUGUACCAGUUUCCUCCUAAUACUUCGCGUGCAGUUGUGUCCAUUUCCGCCUGUGGUCAGUCUACUGAGGAGUUCUGGUGGUCCAAUGUCUUUUCGUACGAUACGGAGACUUUCAAUGCCACAAUGGGCGAACUUUAUGGUUAUUCCCCCUUUCGCGAAGUCCAGCUCUAUGUUGAUGACAUCCUUGCUGGUAUUGUAUGGCCAUUUCCUAUAAUCUUUACCGGUGGGGUUGCUCCAGGCUUUUGGCGUCCGAUUGUUGGAAUAGACGCCUUUGACCUGCGACAACCUGAAAUCGAUAUUUCGCCCUUCCUCCCCAUUCUCAAAGACGGACAGCCUCAUUCAUUUGAGAUUAAAAUUGUCGGCUUGGAUGUUUCACGAAAUGGGACCGUCACGCUCUCUAACAGCGUCGGCUCAUAUUGGGUUGUAACUGGGAAUAUCUUCCUAUAUCUGAGUGAUUCUGCCUUGGGUAGUGCUAGCUCCGCAACAGAGAAGCCUAACGUCGAUGCACCUACUCCACGGUUCAGAGCUACGCGGAGCCUUGUCAAGAAUCAGACUGGAGGAAAUGACUCCCUGACCUACUCUGUUCUUGCUGAAAGGACCCUUUCAAUAAGAUCAUCCGAAUUUCUAUGGAGCCAAAACCUCACGUAUUCCAAUUUUGGCCUGUUUAACCAGCAAGGCAUGAGCCAAUCGACUAAUCAACAUACAGCUGGGGGGUCUACUAUCAUGGCCUUCGGAGCUAACCAAACAUCAAAUGAGGUCCUUUUCGAAUAUCCCUUGUCUGUGAAUCAAACGUACCGCUCUACCGAUGCUGGGCUUUCUAUCCACGCUUGGAUGAGUAGGGGUCUCGACAUCGAAACAACAGGGGGAACCGGCAUUUCUACUUAUACUCUCAUCUCGGGACCAUCACGCUUGCAUACUCAACAAUGGGGCGAAGCAUUCUAUCAACCCACGGAUAACAGCUCUAUAUCUUUCGGUGAUACAACUGAUGUCUUUGAGAGCAGCAAUAUCCUCGGUCACUACAAAAGGUCCUCGGAAAGCUUUGACAGCGAUACACCCCCGAACAAGCGUCGCAAGUUGGCCCCAGGUGUCCAGACCCUCGGAGAGCUCAAUGGACUUUCGGAUACUCGAAUGCCUCGAGGUUACAUUCCCUUGGCGCGCUUUCACUUGUACUUGGAUUUCGCGUCCUCAAGCCCGAUUCAAGAUGACCCAGAUAUAUCUUCUGAUAGAUUCUCCCUGUUACCAAUCCUUAUUUCAGUCACAAAAGAUGUUCGUGCCGGCGCGACUACGCCUGACUGGUUCAAGCUAAAGCUAGCAACGACGGUAGACCGAGAAACUGUCUUUGAAUAUGAAUCGCAUGGCCCACCGUUGCUCGCAUUUAGCAAGGAUCUGGAGCUCGCUGGUAGUCUUGUUUGUGUCGAUCGCCUUCCUAGAAAGAUUCCCAUCGUGUGCUAUCAGUCCACGUUAUACCCUGUUCCCGAAAGAAAAAGAUCCUUCUGCCUUGAAACGGUUAUCUUAUGGAAGGAUUCUUUGGAUAUUCUAGGUAACAAUCAACUGGUCGAUGGAGCACGAGAAGUAUUUUCUAGAUAUGUAUUCCAGGAGCAAGAGGACCUUGCUUCUCGGCAGGAGCGGCACGGUCGGAGACAGCUUGGGUGGUGCCCCCGCGACUUUUAUGAUAACGUAUACGUCCCUCCAGAUACACCUGAAUCAUCAGCGGAGGUCAAAUGCAGUUUGAUCAAAUGUCAGCUGUUCCCAUUCCAAAGGAGAGCCGUGAGGUGGCUAUUGCAAAGGGAAGGCGUGGAUCUUCAGGCUGACGGGCAAGUGGUUCCUGUCAGUGAAAAGUUGAAAGGAGGCUUGCCCACUUCAUUUCGGGAAUUCACUGAUGCAGAUGGACGAGUUUGCUUCGCCAGCCAACUGUUCAUGAUUGUCACCACUGACCUUGCGGAAUGGUUUGAUGGGAGCAACCAUCUCAGAGGUGGAAUCCUCGCCGAAGAAAUGGGACUUGGGAAGACUGUUGAAAUGAUCAGUUUAAUAUGUCUUAAUCGCCAGCUUCUAGCCCCUGAAGAAACCUUCCCAGGCCACCGUCAUGACAGCUUGAGGCCGUCAGGUGCAACCUUAAUAAUAACACCCCCCGCAAUUCUUGAACAGUGGGAACAGGAAAUCAAAGUGCAUGCACCUGGACUCAGUGUCCUCCACUAUACUGGUAUCCAGCGUCACCAGUCAUUGUCCGAUGAAGAAUUGGUUGAGUUGCUCGCAGACCAAGAUGUUGUACUUACUACUUAUAAUGUUCUUGCGCGAGAAGUUCACUAUUCCGGUGAUGGACCGCAGAGGAAUCUGCGGCAUAAGAAAAGAUAUGAACCAAGAAGAACACCGUUGGUCCGGAUUUCUUGGUGGCGAGUGUGUAUCGAUGAAGCUCAGAUGAUCGAAAGUGGUGUCAGCAAUGCGGCAAGGGUUGCCCGUCUAAUUCCUCGUCAAAAUGCCUGGGCUGUGACAGGGACGCCGCUCCGAAAAGAUAUAUCCGACCUCCUCGGCCUUCUGCUGUUCCUCCGCUACGAGCCAUUUUGCGGUGCUAUCUGGAAUAGGUUGUGCGGGAAUUUUAGGCCUGAAUUGACGAAAAUUGUUCGUAUGAUUGCCCUCCGACAUAGUAAGGAUCAUGUUCGUACUGAACUGCACAUCCCUUCUCAGAAGAGAAUCGUCAUCACGGUCCCUUUUACGGCGGUUGAGGAACAACGCUAUGGACAGCUGUUUGAAGAAAUGUGUGAAGCAUGUGGCCUCGAUUCAUCUGGCACUCCCUUGAAUGAGGAUUGGGACCCUGAUGACCCCUCCAUAAUCGAAAGAAUGCGAAGCUGGUUAAUCAAACUUCGUCGAACUUGCCUACACCCUGCUGGAAAGCUUCGUCGUGGGCUAGGCACUGGCACUGGACCGCUGCGGUCCGUGGCUGAAGUUCUCGAGGUCAUGAUUGAUCAGAAUGACGCACUUAUACAUGCAGAGGAGCGCUCUUUGCUUCUUUCACAAUUGCGCCGGGGGCAGUUACUGGAGAAUGCGAAGCACCGGCAGCAAGCACUUGAUCUCUGGACAAAGUCAUUAGAGCGGGCUAAUGCAAUUGUCAGGGAAUGUCGGGAUCGGUUGCACUUGGAGCGGAUGGAGCGCCGGAUGAGUGCGGAUCGAGACGUGGUGUCUGCUGACACAACAAGCGAGGAUGAAAAUGAAGAAGCGGCUAAGAAUACUCGAGUAGGGGCGCGUCAGAGGCUGCGUGCUGCUCUUGAGGUUCAACAUAUAUGUGUCUUUUUUACCGGGAAUGCUUAUUUCCAGAUCAAAACAGACCCCAAACUCACUAAGCCCGACUCCGAAGAGUUUAGAACCCUCGGGAAACGCGAAUUUGAGGCGUACGAGUCUGCGAAGUCGAUUCGAAAGGAGAUGCUGGCUGAGAUCUCGCGGAAAGUUGGCCACUUCAUGAAAACAAUCAGGGAAAGAGCACAAAAGAAUCAGUUUGUGAAUAUCCCUCAAAUGAAGCCUCGGUUAUGGGGCAAGGGGCUUGAAUCCCGCCGCGUACUUGAUAAACUUGAGAAUUUCUGUGAUACUAUGAACAAUCAUGCUGUCAAGUACGAUGAAUGGCGUCAGACAAUGAUCAAGUUUCUUUCCCAGUCGCUCAUUGACCAAGAGGAUGAUUCAGAGCUGGAAGGCGACGAAUAUGAAAAGUCUACGAAGCAUCAAGAUGAGAUGUAUGUCUACAUGGAGGCCUUGCGUGCAAUGUUCGCUGAUCGCCAUGAUGCUUUGACUGGACAGAAAAAUGUCCUCAUUGCCCAUGAAGUCAAGAGUGGAAUUGUCCAAGCGCAGAAGGGAGAAGGACCUUCACCCACUCUCUUUCUACAGAUGAUGAACAUUCGUAGUAGUAUCAAGCCCGACCCACAGCUGGGCUCACUUCGCGGCAUCAUUAGUGAGCUUCGGAGUCUUGCGACCUCUCUCGAGUGGCAAACGAGCGGGGGAAACACUCGCGCCCGCGCUGAACUCGAACUUGUAACCUUGGUUCUUCAAAACGCGAGUCAGAUGGCCUCUGAGCAAGCUAAAGUUGCAGCAAACAUGGAGAAGGAGGUGGAGAUGUUUCGAGAUACUAUGAACAAUCGACUUGAAUACUAUCGUCAGCUUCAACAAAUAUCCGAUACAGUGGCUCCAUACGAUGAAGAAAGCGCCGGUAAACCCUUAGAUGAGGCGCUUUUUUCUGCAAAGCUCAAGCAGGAGGAGACAAUAGACGAGAAAAUUUCUGCAUUGAGAGCAAAGCAUCGUUACUUAAUCCACCUCCGAGACGAAUCAGGUUCAGACGACUCGUCGAAGAUAUGUGUCAUUUGCCAAUCCAGCUUCGAAGUUGGUGUUCUAACAGAGUUGCUUGUGCAAGAGGAGAAGCCGCCAACUAAAGUUGAGCCUGAACGUCGAACGAAGAACUCAAUAUAUGCUGAUAUAAGCUCCGGUACUCUCAGAGAAAUUAAAACCGUCGAUUUAGACGGUUCAUUUGGCACGAAGAUCGAUACACUGGCACGUCAUAUAUUAUGGCUGCGCCACCAUGAUCCUGGUGCGAAAUUUAAAAUCGGCUUCAGCAGUGUUGACAGCAAAGACGGGAUAUCAAAGUUCAAGAGUGACCCAUCGGCUAUCGCUCGUGUACACCGUAUUGGCCAGCACCGACCAACCACCGUUUGGAUGUAUCUAGUUUCUGAAACCGUCGAGGAAUCGAUCUACGAACUUUCCGUAUCACGUCGCCUAGCUCAUAUAAAACAAAAGGAUAAGGCGGAGCCAUUAUCUGAAUAUGUCGAAAAUGGAAGAGCUGUGACACAUAAUAUCACAGAGGCGGCUAUAGACUCUGCAAACUCCUUAGAAAUCCGAGAUGCAGCUCUGUCGAAUUUAAUGGCUGGAGGGGCAUUUGGCGGUGAACUCGUUAGAAAGGACGACUUAUGGCGGUGCCUUUUUGGCAACCCAACAAAGAAGGAAGCCAAUAAUUUCCAGACAAGUGCCGACGGAGAGGUAGCAAGGUUCCUAAGAGGUGAGGCUGCAGAGCAGCGGAGAAGAGCUGGAGCCGGUUCUUAA